AUGAAAUUUACAAGUGCUGCGCUGCUAGUUUCCGUUGCUGAAGGAGCUUAUCCUGCAAUCAGAGACCUCGUUGUCGUCAAACCCCCAGUAAACUCCGAAGGCACCUGUGGCGAGAAAUCCCUCUGGGCUGCUUGGAAACAGACAUCUGACUGUUGCAAUGGCCCUGUGAAACAACGAAUUUAUUACGAACGAACAUGCAAGAACACGGAUUGCGAGUGUUACGGCGCGACAACUGCUUACGUUCCUUGCUCCACAUCCUGCUACACGACACCCACACCAGCUCCAACGCAGCCAACAACUUUCUGCUACUGGACAGGAUGGUCCGAGUGGGAAUCUGCCGAACAGAGCUGUCAACAAACUGCACUCAGAUCAUGCCAGACAAAUUCGUACGAUAAAAAUUGCUGCGAAGGAUCUCCCUACAAAAACCGACCGAUUCCCGGAUGCAAUUUCAAUGGCAAGAUUUGGGGAGACUGGAGCAACUGGAGCGAUUGUGUCGGAAAUGUGUCUACUAGACGACGAGAUUGUGUUUCAUCCAAUCCUGAUCUUUGCCAAGGAUACUUGACCACUCAAAGAAGCUGCGGAACAAGCCUUCGAAUCUGGGGCGACUGGUCCGCCUGGUCCUCUUGCUACGACUCCAAAAAGACGCGAACCCGAUCCUGCGUUGCCAACGACGCAUCAAUCUGCCAGGGAACCCUUUCCGUCGUCGAGCCCUGCAACUCUACACGAAACCCAACUACUCCAUUUGACGCCAGUUUCUGCACUUUCAUGAACCGCUGGUCACUGAGCUGGUGCCUCAACUACAACAUCAAGUGCAGCUCGUGGCUGACAAACAACUACGCUCAAAAAGGUCUCGCCUGUGCCUCGCGAACCUGGGGAUUCAAUCAAGCUCAAAUAGACCGAAUGUUCUCCAUCUUUGGCGUUUACUUGACCAGCAGUCCUUGA
Molecule: messenger RNA, 942 nt
Organism: Oikopleura dioica
Lineage: Eukaryota; Metazoa; Chordata; Appendicularia; Copelata; Oikopleuridae
Source: the annotation of a GenBank genome assembly